This is a messenger RNA of Amoebophrya sp. A120, 1324 nucleotides long. NCBI's taxonomy places the organism in Eukaryota, Dinophyceae, Syndiniales, Amoebophryaceae. The record is from the annotation of a GenBank genome assembly.
UGGAAGAAUGCAACUUGUGAUGCUGCAUUUGGAUUCCAAAAAAAUCUGUAUUGCAUGAGUACACAAGGAAAAAAAGCCACGAUCAGUGCACGGAAUUUGAAAAAUUGCGUCACUUUCAAACAGCAUAGUGACAAGAUCGCAAAAGACGCACGCUAUGAUCGCAAUAAGGAUCAACAACAAGAUCGAAAAUGUGAAGCUCUGGUAUGUGAACAAAACCGCUUGAUGGAUUUUUUGCCACACCAAAUUUGACAGAGACGAAAUUUCGAACACUAAAAGUUUUGAUCUAUCUCGAUACUUAGACAAGGCGGCAAAGUCAUAGCGUAAUUAGCUACAAGUAUAAGUGACGGUAGAAAAAGGAAUAGGUAGCAAAAAUCGCUAACACACCACGACAAGGCCAUCAUCAUACAACGCAUCACGAUAUCAAGAAAGCCCACGGCUCACCCACAAACCGACCAUGGCCCUGGUUCCGCCGCAGACGCAGCGGCCGAACGUGACGCUGUACACGUCGAUGGGCGAAAUUUCGAUUGAGCUCUACUGGGACCACGCCCCAAAAACGUGCAGGAAUUUUUACGAGCUCGCCAAGAAGGGCUACUACUCCGGGACGGUGUUUCACCGCAUCAUUCGAGACUUCAUGGUCCAGGGCGGCGACCCGACGGGGACCGGGCGCGGCGGGGAAAGCAUUUACGGAGGAAAAUUCGCGGACGAAAUAAAUCAGCAGCUGAAGCACACUGGUAGGUUGUUUAUGGAGAGUUUUGUUCGCGUUGGAGUUGUAGGAAUUCUUGAAACAAGUCGUGUUUGAUGUCAUGCUAGCCGGGUUGUAAAAAUAAAUCGCAAAUUCUCAUCUUGUUUAGCAGAAGGUCCUCUCAUACGUUUUUCCAAUCCGACAAUCAUUCAAUUACCAGGCGCGGGCAUCCUUUCCAUGGCCAACGCGGGUCCGGACACGAACGGCAGUCAGUUCUUCAUCACCCUUGCCCCCACCCAACACCUCGACGGCAAGCACGCCAUUUUCGGGAGGAUAGAAAAAGGCAUGAAAGUAGUGCAGCGCAUGGGCAUGGUUCCAACCGACGGACGGGAUCGACCGAUCGACGAAGUGAGAAUACUGCGGUGUCACUGCACAUAAGCUCGUUUGAGUGCGGUGUUACUACUCGCGAAGACGCGACGUUGUCGUCGCACACGACCUUGCCAAGCAACGUCUAAAGAUGCGGUGAACAAGUACUUAGUACUUGUGCUUCGUAGCCACGCAGAUAGGACUGGAAGUCCGGUUGGACAUUUGAAAUGACGCAAACGACAUUUAGCGAUAUAAUUCGUGACAAGCGCUUAGCUU